AUGAGCAGGAGCAAGAGCAUCUACACGACGCAUCUGAGGAGCGGAGUGGAGGACAAGAAUUUCAAAUACACGGAUAUUUCCCAUGAAUCGGGAACAGCGCUCUAUGUUAGAGUGCUGGCCAAGUGUACCAGCGAGUAUGCGUUUGCGUUGAAGGACGCACUCAGCAAUUCUCAUCUGGCAGAUGUAAUAACAGAGACAGGUCCAGCAGCCAAGAAGAAGACUAUAAAUCUCUACCAGCCAGAAAGUCAAGUGGAACUGGAAUACACGGGUACUAUCAGUUUUGAGUGGUCAGCCCGUUUCGAGGGACACCACCUACAAUGGCACAAGGGUCUUCUCGGUUCGAUAUACUGCUCCCUGAUGCGCAAACCAGAUCCCAGCAUCGAAAUAGCCAAGUUCACUCCUCGCAGUAGGAAGUCUCCUGCCACUUUCACCAUUUUAGACUACAAUAUAGCCCGCAUGGACAUUGACGACAUACGCGGGCUUGAAAUUGUACUUUUUUGCUCAAUUUUCACUUUUAUCGAUAUCAGCAACGAUGACGUCGUAAGUAUACCGCCUAACUCUACUCCACCUACUCCCACCAAUCAAACACCCUCCUCAAACACCCUCAGCAUCACCCCGGAUUUCGAUUUCGAAGCGCAGGUACGCAACACAAUGGCCAUGCUUGACCAGAACUCUUUCAUAACCCUCCACGCACCCGAAUCCGCGGCCGUGCAAACAGCUAUCAGGGUCGCUGAGAGUGCCAAGAGGAGGUACAUGAAGCGCUCUGGCGGACUGCGUAAUGAUGACGACCUCUAUCUGUAUGUCAUAGCAGAUGACCUGGGUAACAAGUACACGCGGACGUCUAAGAUAUACAUACCACCGUCAUCACUCACUAUCCACAUAUCCAAAUCCCAUAUGGCUCAGUUUGAAGCGAGACAGCAACAGAAGGGCGACGUUGCUGAGAGUGUUGAUGGGAGUGCCACUGAGAGUGCUGCUGAGAGUGCUUUUGAGAGUGCUGGUGCUGAUGUUGCUGUUUCUGAUACAGUUGCAGACACACCACAUCAACCCUCUCAAGACCUCGACCAAGGCCCACCUCCACACUCCAAGGCCACCUACUCCACUCCUACCAACUCGCGCACCAGUUUCAUCAACUCGCUCAACAAACUCCGGAGAGGUGUGGCCAAGGUGUAG
This is a messenger RNA of Wallemia ichthyophaga EXF-994, 1170 nucleotides long. RefSeq lists its product as uncharacterized. NCBI's taxonomy places the organism in Eukaryota, Fungi, Basidiomycota, Wallemiomycetes, Wallemiales, Wallemiaceae. The coding region runs from base 1 to 1170 and encodes 389 amino acids. The transcript has a single exon. The record is from RefSeq and is a predicted model, not a curated record.